Messenger RNA from Aspergillus luchuensis, 579 nucleotides. RefSeq names its product acyl-CoA thioesterase. NCBI's taxonomy places the organism in Eukaryota, Fungi, Ascomycota, Eurotiomycetes, Eurotiales, Aspergillaceae. The record is from RefSeq and is a predicted model, not a curated record. The transcript has 2 exons. Gene Ontology annotation, cellular component: mitochondrion. The coding region runs from base 1 to 579 and encodes 192 amino acids. Gene Ontology annotation, molecular function: fatty acyl-CoA hydrolase activity.
AUGUCCACCUCCAUAGCGCACAAAAAGCGCCGUCUCCGAAGCGACUACAUCUACCACCAAACGCACCGAACAAGAUGGUUCGACAACGACAUGUACGCCCACCUCAACAACACAGUCUACGCCAUGCUCUUCGACAGCAUAAUAAACACGUACUUAAUCACGCACUGCGGAAUGGAUCCCUUCACGCACAACAACCCCACACUUACUACACCUGACCCCUCCUCUUCCUCCUCCACCUCCUCUUCCACACCAUCCAAAUUCAAAAGCAACCAAGUCGGGAUAAUGGUCUCCUCCUACUGCGACUACUUCUCCUCCGUCUCAUUCCCAGAUAUACUAGACCUGGGGCUGCGGGUCACGAAGCUGGGGAAUAGCAGCGUGACGUAUGAAGUCGGGGUGUUUAAGGAAGGGGAGGACGAGGUCAAGGUUGUUGGGGGGUACACGCAUGUGUUUGUGGCGAGGGAGACGAUGAGGCCGACGAGGGAGGGGAUGGAGGUGGGUGUUAGGAGGGGGUUGGAGAGGUUGCUUGUGAGUGAUGAUACUGCUGUUGGUGGUGGUGGUGGGAAGGGGGCGAAGUUGUAG